AUGAUUGGCGAUGACCAAGUUGUGAAACAGAGAACAGUCAGUGUUGCAGAUGAACAGAAUACUGCACAGGAUGAACCUUCAAAUUCCAAAAGGCAGACAAGCGAUGAAGAUGAUGAUGAACCGAUUGACUCAAUCACACCCGAUCUUCAGGCUGCUGAGAAACUACAGCAAGGUACAGGUCAUGUGCCUCCAGCAAUCAGUUUUCUGAACAAUUUCCUUCCACCACGUUGGGUAAACUGGACUGUACGAUUAUUUACUGCUAUUCUUCUCAUCUCAUCUUUCGCGCUUUUGAUUUAUUUGGGUCCAUUGGCGUUAGUGCUCAUGGUUUUAGCCAUUCAAUUAGCUUGUUUCAAUGAAAUAAUCAACAUUGGUUAUUUGGUUUAUCGAUCACAUGAUUUACCAUGGUUUCGACCAUUAUCGUGGUACUUUCUGUUCACAUCAAAUUAUUAUUUGUUCGGUGAAAGUUUAAUCACACGAUUUCGAUUGCUUUUAGCUAAGGAGGAUUUUCUCCAACCGUGGAUAACACACCAUCAAUUCAUUUCAUUCUCACUCUAUUGUGCAGGAAUUGUUGGAUUUGUUUUAAGCUUAGUGAAAAGACAUUAUAUUAAACAAUUCACACUGUUUGGAUGGACUCAUGUCACAUUGCUCAUCUUUGUGACCUCAUCAUACUUCUGCAUAGCAAAUAUUUUUAACGGAUUAAUUUGGUUCCUUUUGCCUGUCUGUCUGGUUAUAUGUAAUGAUAUUAUGGCAUAUGUGUUCGGAUUUUUCUAUGGAAAAACUCCUUUGAUUAAAUUAUCACCUAAAAAGACAUGGGAAGGCUUUAUUGGAGUUUGA
Messenger RNA from Heterobilharzia americana, 834 nucleotides. The record is from the annotation of a GenBank genome assembly. Lineage: Eukaryota; Metazoa; Platyhelminthes; Trematoda; Strigeidida; Schistosomatidae.